Molecule: messenger RNA, 1457 nt
Organism: Trifolium pratense (red clover)
Lineage: Eukaryota; Viridiplantae; Streptophyta; Magnoliopsida; Fabales; Fabaceae
Product: caffeoylshikimate esterase-like
Exons: 8
Coding region: 255-1292 (345 amino acids)
Cellular component (GO): membrane
Molecular function (GO): lipase activity
Source: RefSeq, a predicted model, not a curated record
UCAAACCCCUCCACUUUCCACUAUACUAUUGGUGUUUUGACACAUCAUUUUUCAUUUUUUUCAUUCAUAUAUCAACUUGUUGCACAUUGCUCAAUAUAUAUUCUUUAUUUUUAUUUUUAUUUUUAUUUUACACAAUAUUCUUUAUUAUUUUUAAUACCUUAUAUAUAUGGACACAUAUAUAAUAUGCUAGCAUGUUGAUUUUGUAGAGAGAAAUUAGAAAGGAAGAAGAUAGUGUAAGUGUUGAAAGGAGAAAUAUGGGAGAGAUUGGAGAAAUGAAUGAAGAGUUGCAAAGCAUUUAUUUGUCCAAUAUGGAUGAAGCACCUGCAAGAAGACUUGCUCGUGAGGUUUUCAAAGAUAUUCAGCUUAACAUUGAUCAUUGCUUAUUUAAGUUACCAGCUGAUGGAGUGAAGAUGGAAGAGGUUUAUGAAGUAAACUCAAGAGGAUUAAAAGUAUUCUCUAAAAGUUGGCUACCAGAAAAAUCUCCUUUGAAAGCAAUUGUUUGUUAUUGUCCUGGUUAUGCAGACACUUGCACAUUUUACUUUGAAGGAGUUGCAAGGAAAUUAGCAUCAUCUGGAUUUGGAGUAUUUGCAAUGGAUUACCCUGGAUUUGGUCUUUCUGAUGGUCUUCAUGGUUAUAUUCCUAGCUUUGAAAAUCUAGUCAAUGAUGUCAUUGAGCAUUUUUCAAAAAUAAAAAAACAAUUGGAAUAUCAUCAUUUACCAAGCUUCUUAUUAGGUGAGUCUAUGGGAGGAGCAAUUGCUUUGAAAAUUCACUUCAAACAACCUACUGAAUGGGAUGGAGCUGCACUUAUUGCACCUUUGUGCAAGUUUGCAGAGGAUAUGAUUCCACAUUGGUUGGUGAAGCAAAUACUAAUUGGUGUAGCUAAGGUUCUUCCCAAAACUAAGUUAGUUCCACAAAAGGAAGAAGUGAAAGAGAAUAUAUAUAGAGAUAUGAGAAAGAGAAAAUUGGCUCCCUAUAAUGUGUUAUUCUACAAGGAUAAACCAAGACUUGGAACUGCAUUGGAGUGUCUUAAAGCCACACAAGAGAUAGAACAACGAUUGGAAGAAGUAUCUCUACCAUUAUUGAUCAUGCAUGGAGAAGCUGAUAUAAUAACUGAUCCAUCAGCUAGCAAAGCAUUGUUCCAAAAAGCUAAAGUCAAAGACAAGAAACUCUGUCUCUAUAAAGAUGCUUUCCAUACUCUUCUAGAAGGUGAACCAGAUGAAACUAUAUUUCAUGUGCUUGAUGAUAUUGUAUCUUGGCUUGAUGAUCAUAGCACCACAAAAAACAAAGUUUAAGCAUCUUGUUAAUUUGUAAUGAUAAUUUGUUUGCUACAAAACAAGCUAUUAACACAACUACUUUAGCUUAUGUAUGUAUUCAUGUUUUAUCUCAUGAGAACUAGUCAAAUUUUCAUUUAAAUGUUUAAUGCUUGAAAGCAAUCUACAUGUGCUUGGUUGCAUGUA